CCAGCCCCGCCCCGACAGGGCCCCGCCCCCAUCGACUCAGGAAGGCCAACGGUUUCCAUGGCUCAGGCCCGAAUCGAGACUGUCCUCCAGCCCGCGUACCUCACGCCCGCUCCUUCCCCUCGGGCGCUGGGGGGCACCGCGAGACUCCCACUGUCGCAGCCUCGCCAGCUGGGUCCUCCUAGGCAACCUCCAGCUCUCUUGCGCGGAGCCCGGCUCCAGGGGCGGCGCGUGCGCAGAGGGCUUCCCGCGUCACAGUCUCUUGGGUACACGGGCGGCCGCUGCAAGGGACGGCGCCGCUGGUGUAGUGGUAUCAUGCAAGAUUCCCAUUCUUGCGACCCGGGUUCGAUUCCCGGGCGGCGCAGCUCAUUUUCUUUUUUCCCACUUGAACAAUGAACUCUCGCUAACGCCAGAGAUUUAUAAAGGAAAGAAAAUCGGAAACCAAGGGAAGGCGCCCAGUCUGGCGCAGCGCUGACACAUUUCGGAGAGUGACAGGUGCCGUGAAAACCGUGGACGGCUAUGGGCGACAGGGUCCCUGAGCUGAGGCGCCUGUAAACCAGCAAGUCAAGCUCGCCGUCCAGUCCUCUGCCCGGGGCCGCCACCCACCGCCGAGCCGCACCCCACCGUGCCUCUGGCGGCUGCGGGUGCUUUCACGAGAGGCGCGCGUGCUCCUGGGAGUUGUAGUUUAUCAACUCCCGACACGCCCCGCGGCAUCUGGACUACAGCUCCCGACGUGCCCCGCGGGAGCCCGGCCACCGCCCCCGACGCGACCAGUGCAGUGUCUGCAGCUGGGAGGGGUUGCGGCCGCGAUGCUGGUGGCAGCGGCUGCGGAGCGGAACAAGGAGCCAAUCCUGCACGUGCUACGGCAGUACCUGGACCCCACCCAGCGCGGCGUCCGCGUACUCGAGGUGGCCUCGGGCUCCGGCCAGCACGCGGUGCACUUCGCGCGGGCCUUCCCCCUGGCCGAGUGGCAGCCGUCGGACGUGGACCAGCGCUGCCUGGACAGGGGCUCUUCAGAGCAGCAGGACACCUGCUCAAACCCAGAGCCCUGCUCAUCGCCUAUGGGGAACCCAGAAUGGGGCCUUCGGGACACAGCCCUUCUGGAGGACCUGGGACAGGCCAGUGGCCUGCUCCUGGAGAGGAUGGUGGACAUGCCAGCCAACAACAAGUGCCUGAUCUUCCGGAAGAACUAAGCCCCUCCUUCAUCCCACACACCUGCAUCCCUGCCGGAGGCUCUGUGGGGCACAAACCCUGCCUCCCUAGGUUGGGCCUUGUGGACAACAGCCCUACCCAGUCUGCACUCUCAGCCGGUGGCUGAAAGUCCCAGCCUGCUCAGAAUAAAGCAUCUCCUGCUGCCGGC
Molecule: messenger RNA, 1357 nt
Organism: Piliocolobus tephrosceles (Ugandan red Colobus)
Lineage: Eukaryota; Metazoa; Chordata; Mammalia; Primates; Cercopithecidae
Gene: METTL26
Product: methyltransferase like 26
Exons: 4
Coding region: 807-1190 (127 amino acids)
Source: RefSeq, a predicted model, not a curated record